CCCAUGGAUUCAGGUUUGGCAGCUUAGUUUUGAGCUGACAUGCACCAGAUGUCACUCCUCAUCUCAGGCAUUGCCAAUUCCUACACAGGCUGAGAGCUGCCAACAGGACAUACUCAGCAACAGGACGUGCUGGCAACAGGACAUGCUCGGCUUGGUCAGGUUCAUCAAUCUAACAUCCAAUGGCAGCACAGCCUUUGAGAGAGUGGAAAACUGGUCUCUUUGACUGCUUCGAGGAUACGAGUACUUGUUGCUAUGGCUUCUGGUGCUGCCCUUGCCUCGCCUGCACGGUUUCAGGAAGAUUCGGAGAGAACAGUUGCCUCCCCUUAUGCGACUUGUUCAGCCCGGCUGUGUUUGGCCUCUGUGGGAUCCCUCUAUUUGCUCCCCCAGCUGCCACGAGUCUCCGGUCCUCCAUUCGGAGCAGACACGGCAUCAAGGGCUCCAUCUGUAAAGACAUCGCUGUUUCCUGUUUCUGCGUGUACUGCUCCUGGUGUCAGAUGCAUCGUGAGAUAAAAGACAACAACAAGGACCGUGUGGUCAUCAUCAACAAUCAGCCGGCGCCAGUGGUGAUGAUGGCGCAACCAACUAUGAUGAUGGCUCAACCCCCUAUGAUGAUGGCUCAACCCCCUAUGAUGAUGGCUCAACCCCCUAUGGUUGUGAGCCAACAUGGGGUCACUGUGACGUCAUACUGAGAUUUGCAGCUUCAGAUUUUCUAAAUUCAGAUCAGAUCCUGCUGCUGAUGGUUUUGUUACAGAAUGACUUCAGGGUGAAAGAAUAAUCACAUGUAUAGAUUAAUAACAUAAUGAUAAAGAUGGGGGCCUCUAUGAUAAUAAAUGAUAGCACUUUAUUUUUUUAUUUUUUUAUGUGCAAAUACAAAUUGAAGAGAUUUGGCAUUCAAAUCCAAAAGGUGGUUUCAGUUCAAUCUGAAAUGUGUUUAAUCAACCCAAUCUGAUCAAUCAGUCCUGACCGCACAUUUAAAAUAAAAAAGAAUGUAAAAAAAAAAAUUGUAUUUGAUUCAUUAUUAAUAAAUGAUUUAUUAAGUUGUUUCUGA
Molecule: messenger RNA, 1048 nt
Organism: Pleuronectes platessa (European plaice)
Lineage: Eukaryota; Metazoa; Chordata; Actinopteri; Pleuronectiformes; Pleuronectidae
Product: cornifelin
Exons: 4
Coding region: 180-689 (169 amino acids)
Source: RefSeq, a predicted model, not a curated record